UCUUUUUGUCCUAAACAGGCUGCAGAUACUUUGGCUGUAAGGCAAAAGCGAAGAAUAUAUGAUAUCACCAACGUCUUAGAAGGAAUUGAUCUAAUUGAAAAAAAAUCAAAGAAUAGUAUCCAGUGGAAGGGUGUAGGCGCUGGCUGUAAUACUAAAGAAGUUAUAGAUAGAUUAAGAUUUCUUAAAGCUGAAAUUGAAGAUCUAGAAUUGAAGGAAAGAGAACUCGACCAGCAGAAACUGUGGCUGCAACAAAGCAUCAAAAAUGUGAUGGAAGACUCCAUUAAUAACAGGUUUUCUUAUGUAACUCACGAAGACAUCUGCGAUUGCUUUAAUGGUGAUACACUGUUGGCCAUUCAGGCUCCUUCUGGUACACAGCUUGAAGUACCUAUUCCAGAAAUGGGCCAGAAUGGACAAAAGAAAUACCAGAUUAAUUUAAAGAGUCACUCAGGACCUAUCCAUGUGCUGCUUAUAAACAAAGAGUCCAGUUCAUCUAAGCCGGUGGUUUUUCCUGUCCCCCCACCUGAUGACCUCACACAGUCUUCAUCCCAGUCCCCAACAUCAGGGACUCCACAGAAAUCCACCAUGGCUGCUCAGAACCUGCCAGAGCAGCAAGUUUCUGAAAGAAGCCAGAGUUUCCAGCAGAUACCAGCUACAGAAAUAUCUUCAGGGUCUAUUAGUGGAGACAUCAUUGAUGAACUGAUGUCUUCUGAUGUGUUUCCUCUCUUACGGCUUUCUCCUACCCCAGCAGAUGACUACAACUUUAAUUUAGAUGACAAUGAAGGAGUUUGUGAUUUGUUUGAUGUUCAGAUACUAAAUUAUUAGAUUCCAUGGAAACUUGGGACUGUUAUCUACCUCUAACUGUAACAUUGUAGAAUUCUUAAUAACCUAAGUAUUUAAAAUUAUGAAUGUAACACCAUUUUAGUUCACUGAGUCUGAAAUAUUCUUCACUAACAUUUACUUCACAAAACUUAAAAGGGCUCUGACUGCUUCAGGGGGGAUGAUUAACUGCCUACCAGCAUGUCCCUCCAGUGAUUAUAUUCAAUUUCUUUCAAAGCUGAAUUCUGCUGUAACUUCUCCUGAGAGAAAAGGAGAAGGGCAAAACAUUGCCCAGAAGAUCUUAUUUGUCUUUAUAUUUUUACUGCCACAAAGUUAUAUCUAUGUGUCCUUCAGACAUUCACUGCCACAUAUAAAGUGAAGGGCAUCACUAUUGAGUGAAGAGAUUUUGUGAAGUGCCUUCUGUUUUAGCACUUUAAGUCUAUCAGUUUGCUGACUUCUGACAUUCUACUUUCCUAGAGUAUAGGAAAGAUCUGUUUAUGUAGUUUAUUUUUAAAAUGUGCCAAUGCCUGUACAUUAACAAGAUUAAAACAAAUAAAGUUGUAUAAAGCA
Messenger RNA from Myodes glareolus (Bank vole), 1386 nucleotides. The record is from RefSeq and is a predicted model, not a curated record. Lineage: Eukaryota; Metazoa; Chordata; Mammalia; Rodentia; Cricetidae.